Molecule: messenger RNA, 1737 nt
Organism: Linderina pennispora
Lineage: Eukaryota; Fungi; Kickxellomycota; Kickxellomycetes; Kickxellales; Kickxellaceae
Product: ATP-dependent DNA helicase
Exons: 1
Biological process (GO): double-strand break repair via homologous recombination
Cellular component (GO): chromosome; cytoplasm
Molecular function (GO): 3'-5' DNA helicase activity; four-way junction helicase activity; ATP binding
Source: RefSeq, a predicted model, not a curated record
UUGCGCAGCGUAUUCAAUAUCAAUGGGUUCCGCGGCAACCAGGAGGCUGUGAUCAACGCGACACUGGAUAAUCGCGACGAGGUGGUGAUUAUGCCGACAGGCGGUGGCAAGUCGCUGUGCUACCAGCUGCCGGCGCUGAUGACGGAGGGGCUGACCUUGGUUGUAUCGCCGCUGAUUGCAUUGAUGGACGACCAAGUCAUGCAGCUCGGGGAGCUGGGGAUUGAUGCCGAGGCAUUCACGUCCGAGUCGCGCAAUGCAGUUGAAAUCAGGGCCAAGAUCAGAGCGUACAUUCCAAAGACUAGGCGGCAGCGGGGCGUGCCUAUGGACGGGAUUCUGACCGAUCCCGACGCACCGGUUCCCGACGGUCUGCGGCUGCUGUAUGUGGCGCCCGAGAAGAUCGUCUCUGGCAAGCAGCUGCUGGCGCAGCUCGAGAAGGUCUAUGCGGCAGGCAAGCUGUCGCGCAUUGUCAUUGACGAGUGCCACUGCGCGUCAGAGUACGGCAACGAUUUCCGGCCCGACUACCACAAGCUCGGCAUGCUGAAAUACAUGUUCCCGGAUGUGCCCCUGAUGGCACUCUCGGCGACUUGCCCGCCGCGGGUGCUGGACAGCGUGCGCAAGAUCCUGGGCAUUGAGGGCGGCCACAACCGGCCCAGCGCCAUUGUCUAUACGGCACCGCUAUGGCGGGCGAACCUGAGAUACAGCGUUGUGCGUAAAAAGGACAACCAGGCCAAGCAGAAGAUGCAGCUUCUGCAGUGGAUUGUCGAGCACCACGCAACCGACCGCGGAAUCGUGUACUGCGCGACUCGCAACGACGCAUACGAGAUCGCCGUGCUGCUGAACGACAACGAAACCAGACGGUUCUCCGCCGGGCUGUACUAUGGCGCGCUGGAGCGGGACAAGAAAGAGCAGCUGCACAACAUGUGGCGAGCCGGCACAAUGCAGGUUAUUGUGGCGACCAAUGCAUUCGGAAUGGGCAUAAACUCGCUGGACGUGCGGUUUGUCGCCCACUUUACGGCGCCAAAGACACUGGAGAACUACUACCAGGAGUCGGGCCGGGCGGGCAGGGACGGUGGGCCGGCGGACUGCGUUUUGUUUUACCGCUCGAUGGAUUCGGCCAAGCUUGCCGGCUGGGGAUUCGACGACCAGUCGGUGGAGGGAUUGCAAAAGGCCAGGGCCAUGGUCAGCUACGCCGAGUGCCGACACCGGUGCCGCAAGAGUGUCCUGCAGUCGUAUCUGCUUGAGGGCAAUGUUGGAGGGGAGGCUGGGGACAUUGGCGCAUGCGGUGUGUGCGAUUUCUGCCGCCAGAUGCCGCAGAUUGUAAAUGUGGACUGCACUAGCAGGGUCAUUUCACUAGUCAACCUGAUAGCUGCUGCUGGCGACGAGCGUCUGACAUUGGCAAAGCUGUUCAAGUACUGGCGUGGGUAUGCUCUGGACAAGGUCCCUGGCGUCGCCGAGCUGCGAGAGAAUAACCAGGCACAGCUGUUUCCGAUGCUUCCAGACGACUGCGGGUAUAUUAUCAGCAGGCUGGUCGACAUGGGCGUCUUGACAGAAAAGUUUAGCCACACGGCGUAUUCGACAAACGCAUAUCUCGACAUCUCCAGCGAGUACCGGCACAUGGUUGGGCGAAGAGUAGACCAAACCGGUGGGGUCGGGCCGUUCAGUUUCGAGUUUGUUGCGGGCAAGCUGCCACGGGAGUUUGGCGACAAGACCCGGGUGUCAAAUGACGAUGACGAGUAG